AUGGUAUCUGCCAUCUAUAUCUGCCAUUGGCCAGAUAUCGAUGCUGCUUACCUGUUGUGCGAGCUACUCGUUCACCGAAACUACCACAAUGAUAUUCCGGACGCUCACUGGCUGGUAGCCCGAUUUGCGAAACUAUUUCUUGAGCUUCCGAAAGAUAAACGGACACCAUUUCUAGAAGAUCUGGGUAUCACAUACACAACCUAUUGGGGCGCAGAUGAUAUCUUCCUAUUGUCUGUAUCUCGUAGCAAUGUCAAUGCCAUGCUGGCGGUGACGUUGUUGCAACAGAUGCAUCUGAUCAUGGAACAGUUUUUCUUGCAUCAACACAAACAACUUCGCGAAAGGGAAGCACGCGGCGAUAGGCCGCAAAAUAAUACAGAACCUGUGUUUACGCGCGAAGCCGUUCUAGAUAAUAACGCGCUUAUCUACGAGUUGUUGGACGAGUGUGUAGACUUUGGUGUCAUCCAGAUCACAGACUAUAAUAUACUAAAGGAGUACAUCAAGAUGGAGAUGAACGUGGGCGCUGGAGACAUUUCUGGUGGCGGAACUGAGAAUAUUGAGCUGUCCUCUGAUUCCGAUCUUGACACAGACUACAUGCGCCAAAGUCUACGAAGCAUGAAGAAGAAAAAGAACAGCCACUCCAAAAUGCAAUCGAUUAAGUCGACACACAAUAAGGCAGUGCGAGCCGAUGUAGAUAGUCAAGCUGUCGAGAAACUCGUGAAUAGCUCCAUUGUGCGGACCCAAGUCCUGCCUGUCAGUUGGCGUCUUAAAGGUAUUUUCUAUUCUAAAAACGAGAUCUACAUUGACAUCAUCGAGACGUGCAACUUCACCUAUGAUCUUGAAUCUGCAACAAUCAAGUCCAACGAAAUCCUGGGUGUUUGUAUGGUUCGUUCGUACUUGUCUGGAAUGCCUGUUGUUAAGCUUGGCCUCAACGAAGAACGACUCUCGCAGGUCGAGUAUGAUGGUGAUUCGCAGAGUGAUAGUGAUCAUGGCAACCAGCUUCAAGAAGAAGACAUUGACGAAGAGGAUGGCGAGGAUAUCGAGGCUGAAGUCCCUCUUAGUCAAGACUCUGAACAGGAGCCCGAACCAAAAUUAAAGAAAAAGCUCAAAGUCCCACUUACAAAUGUUCAAUUUCAUCUGUGCGUUGAGCUCGCAAAAAUUUACAAGAACAACCUCAUACGAUUUACACCACCGGAUGACCAGUUCCAACUCUUCUCUUUCCGUGUUGAACAACAGCGGCGCAAAGCAAAAGCGCCUCUCUUGUUGAUAGACCCAGUGUAUCGUAUUGUUGCCGAGCAAAAUCGUCUUCAAAUCAUGUGCACAAUCACAACUAACUUCAAGAAGAAACUUCAUUGCCGCAAAUUAAUGGUCCGCGUUCCCCUUCACCCAAGUCUUUUCCCACUUUCUAAUUCCGACAAGGACAGCUUCCGCUUCCGGGCCGAACUUGGAGAAGUUCGCUAUCGUGUUGAUACUUCAGAAGUGCUUUGGCUGAUUGUAGAUUUGCCGGGAUCUAAGAAGACCGUGAGGAUGAUGGCUGAGCUCCACCUUGGCGACACAAAGCACAGUACAAUGGCAAUAAGCAAAUACUUCAGAAGUGCAAGUGAGAGUGCAAAAAGAAGAACUGAUACGGAAAACGACGAAUUGGAUUUAUCUGAUCUUGGCAAUAUUCAUCGCAGUGAAUCCUCGAAGCCCGAUGAAACGAUCAAUGAAACUCUUCCUGAUCCACAAUUCACACCGGAAGCAACCAUAGAUUCAGAUGAUGAAGCGUUGGCAGAAUUGGACAAAUUGUAUCACGUCAAUGGAGCAUCUUCUUCGCUGUUUGCCCGUCUUCAGCGGCAGGUUGAUGGAAAUUCAUUCAGCGACAUCAUGGUCGAUUUCGAAAUUCCAAUGCUUACAUACUCGGGGCUUCGGGUGACAUAUAUCCGUGUGGAUGAGGAAUCGAUGAAAUAUACUUGUUUUCCCUGGGUUCGGUAUCUUACACAAGCCAAUUCGGAUCCAACCGGAACUACCAAUCUGGGGCGUUACCGGUUCCGUCUAGGUCCGUCUAAUUUCAAGACUACUUAA
Australozyma saopauloensis is the source of this 2061-nucleotide messenger RNA. RefSeq lists its product as uncharacterized. Lineage: Eukaryota; Fungi; Ascomycota; Pichiomycetes; Serinales; Metschnikowiaceae. Gene Ontology annotation, biological process: clathrin-dependent endocytosis; intracellular protein transport. The record is from RefSeq and is a predicted model, not a curated record. The transcript has a single exon. Gene Ontology annotation, cellular component: AP-2 adaptor complex; cytoplasmic vesicle. Bases 1 to 2061 code for a protein of 686 amino acids. Gene Ontology annotation, molecular function: clathrin-cargo adaptor activity.